AUGGCUCCCAACCUCGGCUCCGACCUCGCCUCGCAGCUCCCCUCCAAGCCGCAGCACGGAGAGGUCGACGUCGAGGCGGCGGCCCACGACGGGGCGGCCGGGCGCGUCGGCUACCUGGCCCGCGCGCAGUGGCUCCGCGCCGCCGUCCUCGGCGCCAACGACGGGCUCGUCUCCGUGGCGUCCCUCAUGAUCGGCGUGGGCGCCGUGAACGGCGGCGCGCGGGCGAUGCUGGUGUCGGGCCUGGCGGGGCUCGUGGCCGGCGCUUGCAGCAUGGCCAUCGGCGAGUUCGUGUCCGUGUACGCGCAGUACGACAUCCAGGUGGCGCACUCGGAGCGCGCCCGGGCCUGCAGCGACGGCGGCGGCAGCAGCAGCGAGGAAGCCGAGGAGGGCCUGCCGAGCCCGGCGCAGGCCGCGGCCGCGUCGGCGCUGGCGUUCGCGGCGGGCGCCGCGCUGCCGCUGCUGUCGGGCGGGUUCCUCCGGCACAGGGCGGCCAGGGUCGCGGCGGUGUGCGCUUCCAGCAGCCUCGGCCUGGCCGGGUUCGGCGCCGCGGGCGCGUACCUGGGUGGCGCCAGCCCGGUCCGCUCCGGGGCCCGCGUGCUCCUGGGAGGGUGGCUCGCCAUGGCCGUCACCUUCGCGGUGCUCAAGAUGUUCAGCCUGGCGUUCAAGACGCAGGUCAUGUCCGCCGCGUAAAUCAAUCGUGUCCGUGUCAGUAAAUAAAGCGAUCCGUAUGUCGACGAUGGGCACGUUCGGGGUUUGGUCUGGUACGGCCCCGUCACGCCCUUGCAAUACAUCGUUAGAUGCUAGUAGAAAACUUGUGGUGGUAACUUGUUGCAUUGUCCAUGGUCUGACUUGGGACAUGUAGUUGGCAAGCUGCA
Panicum virgatum (switchgrass) is the source of this 875-nucleotide messenger RNA. Its product is annotated as vacuolar iron transporter homolog 2-like. Bases 1 to 690 code for a protein of 229 amino acids. Gene Ontology annotation, cellular component: membrane. NCBI's taxonomy places the organism in Eukaryota, Viridiplantae, Streptophyta, Magnoliopsida, Poales, Poaceae. Gene Ontology annotation, molecular function: iron ion transmembrane transporter activity; manganese ion transmembrane transporter activity. The record is from RefSeq and is a predicted model, not a curated record. Gene Ontology annotation, biological process: intracellular manganese ion homeostasis. The transcript has a single exon.